Geodia barretti is the source of this 810-nucleotide messenger RNA. The record is from the annotation of a GenBank genome assembly. NCBI's taxonomy places the organism in Eukaryota, Metazoa, Porifera, Demospongiae, Tetractinellida, Geodiidae.
AUGACGACCACGGUGGUUCUCGAUCAGCUAAAGAAGGACAAGAUAGUCGAGCUGCUAGACCAGGGCAAGAGGAUAGACGGCCGGGCCUUUGACGAGACAAGGGAGAUCAUCAUCGAGGCAGGCGUAAUACCCAAGGCCAACGGCUCUGCCCGCGUUCACCUCGGAAGCACCGACGUGAUCUGCGGCAUAAAGAUACAGCCCGACAGGCCGUUUCCCGACGUGGGCGACAAGGGCAUCUUCAUCUGCACCGCCGAGCUGCUUCCGCUCUCACACCCCACAGUAGAGACCGGACCCCCCAACCCGACAGUGAUCGAGCUGGCCCGGGUAGUGGACCGCGGAAUACGGGAGAGCAAGAUGAUCGACCUGACGCAGCUGGUAAUAAAGAAGGACAAGUCGGUGGUGGGCGUGUUCGCCGACAACACCGUGAUUGACUAUGACGGAAACCUCUUUGAUGCCUGCUCCUAUGCCGCCACCGCGGCAGUGCUGUCCUCCAAGAUGCCCCGGUGGGAGAUCAAGGACGACGUGCCGACGCUGAUAGACGACGAGAAGGUUGAUCUGCCGGUCAGUACGAUUCCCGUGUCGGUUACCAUGGGCAGGAUAGGCAAGCACAUCAUCGUUGACCCGACAGGCGACGAGUGGGACUGCCUUGACGCCAGAAUCACAAUCACCAGCAACUCUGACGGCAACAUCUGCGCCCUGCAAAAGGGUGGCAAGAACGGCUUUACCGUGGAAGAGCUCGUAGAGUGCGGCAAGACCGCAGUGAAGCUGGCCGACAAGAUAAGGACGAUCUUAAAAGGGACUCAAGAGUAG